This is a messenger RNA of Fusarium fujikuroi IMI 58289, 1362 nucleotides long. RefSeq lists its product as uncharacterized. The transcript has 4 exons. The record is from RefSeq and is a predicted model, not a curated record. The coding region runs from base 1 to 1362 and encodes 453 amino acids. NCBI's taxonomy places the organism in Eukaryota, Fungi, Ascomycota, Sordariomycetes, Hypocreales, Nectriaceae.
AUGCAUGGUUUAACAUUGAUAACAACAGGCCUGAGCCUGCUCGGCCCAGCUGUUGCAAUUCUCGUCGCAGACAAUUCUCCUUGUGGAACAGUAUGUGGCAAUGUUCUCGAUGCGACUACAAACGAUGAUGUCGUCUGCCAGGAAGGCGAUUAUACCAGUGGCGCAGGCAUUGUUUUUCAACAGUGCCUGACGUGUGAGCAAAGCAGCGACUACACUACUAAGAACAAUCAAACAGACCAGGAAUACUACCUCUACAACUUGCGCUACGCAACCUCGUAUUGCUUGUUCGGAAUUCCUGACAAUAAGAACACAAUAGACACACCAUGUUUGACAUCAAAAGCCUGUGGGCCGUUCCGCAAUGCCAUAGUAUACCGCAACUUAUCCUCGGACGUCGAGGGCUACGACUAUUGCGAUAAUUGGCCUAUCCACGACACAGCUGAUUUUGUUGGAUGCACCGAGUGCCUCCAAGCUGGCGACAACCAUUUCCUUGCCAAUUUUAUCACUGUUCUUCAAGCUGGAUGUGAACAGAAACCACUGCCUGGUACCUUGGUCUCUACAGAAGGAAGCAUAUUCUCUAGAGACGACGUCAAUGUCACAGAGCCCACGCCAGUUGCUUCCGUGAACCCAGAUUGGCUCGACCAGGGUCCUAUUAGUCUCGGUGCCAAGGUGGGCAUCGCCGCUGGAGGUGUGGCCUUCAUCUUAUUUAUCCUUGGAUUUUGUAUCAUCUGGCGUGGUAGGAGACGAAGAAGGGCAUUCCUCAGCAUGCUGGAAACGAAACACAACAAUUCCUGGCCUACCCCACUAACUAUCCCUCGCGAAACUCGCGACACCCCUCUCAGCCAGAAGCCACUGAGAAGCUGGGACGAAUCGCCGGUCAGUGUCCGAUCCGAGCAUCUGUUUCCGCACCAUGUGUCACCAUACGCCUCGCAGUAUAACAGUCCAGUCAGCGCAACUGAACUCAAGCUCGCUCACUGGCCAGUCAUGGCCCCCAACCAACAGAUGACUCCGGCGAUGAACAGCCAAUCGCAAUUUCCCCAGAUGUUCCCUUCAAUGUAUCAACCAGAUCCAAGCAGCUCCCAGAUAGGGGUUGCUUUGGGUGGAGAUGACUCUUCUGUCAACUCAGGCAACUCAAAAGGCAAGGGCCUCCAAGGGGAAGAGUAUGAGAUGACACCUGUGGACAAUCCUCAUGCGGGCAUAGGGAUAUACCAGACGGGUGUCAAUCCCUAUGGAGAGUCAAGUCGGACGACUGCUCCGCAGCCAGGUUACUUUCCAGAAGGUUUCAACCAUAUGAAUCAGUCGUACGGAUACCAUGACCCGUAUGGACAUCACGAAGAUCCUGGCCGAAUGGGUCGUGACCCGUAG